This is a messenger RNA of Phragmites australis (common reed), 1807 nucleotides long. Its product is annotated as peptide chain release factor PrfB2, chloroplastic-like. Gene Ontology annotation, molecular function: translation release factor activity, codon specific. Gene Ontology annotation, biological process: translational termination. The transcript has 8 exons. Lineage: Eukaryota; Viridiplantae; Streptophyta; Magnoliopsida; Poales; Poaceae. The record is from RefSeq and is a predicted model, not a curated record. Gene Ontology annotation, cellular component: cytoplasm. Bases 60 to 1466 code for a protein of 468 amino acids.
ACCUAGCCCAGUUGUCCAGCCUUGCCCACACCGGCGUCGACCGGUCGAAGCCGACGGAAAUGGCUUCCCGCCUCCUAUCCAGAUCAGCGGCUGCGCUCCUCGGCUCCCACCUCUGCGGCAGGACGCCAAACCCUACCCACCGUCUCCUCGCCCAUGGCACUGCCUUGGCGUCCCUCCUGGGCCCCACUGGCGGCCUCCCCGCCGCCACCGACUCAACCCUCCUCCGCGACUCGGUGCGGUGGUUCUCCUCGUCGUCCACGGCAGCGGUAGCCGAGGUUCCGAUGACGGCGGACGGACUGACGGUGGACUCGAUCUCCGGGAAGGGGUGGACGAUCCUUCCCGAGGCCGAGAGCGACUGGCGCAGCCACGCCGCCGCCGUCGCGCAGUCCAUCAAGCUUAUCAAGAAGCGCCUCAAGUGGGGAUGGAUACUCGAGAGGACGAAGCAAUUGGCUGUGGUGUUGGAGAGGCCAGACCUCUGGGAUGAUCCUGUUUUUGCCGGGAGGGUUAGCCGUGAGAACGGUGAGCUCAUGGGCAAGAUUAAGUCAGUCAACCAAUUUGAGCAGGAACUAAUUGAACACAUUGAGAUGUUAAGGCUGGCACGUGAAGAAAAUGAUAAUGAACUUGAGAUGGAAAGUAUGAGGGCUUUAGCCGAUAUGAGAAGAAGUGCAAAGGAGAAAGAACUGAACGCGUUGCUUUCAGGAGACAAUGACUCCUGCUCGUGCUUCAUGGAGGUUCAGGCAGGAGCUGGAGGCAUUGAGAGCAUGGACUGGGCUGCAAUGGUCAUGAACAUGUAUCAGUCAUGGGCUCAACGACGAGGAUAUACAGUCACUGUGGUAGAAGACGUGCCUGGUGAAGUAGCUGGAAUCAAGAGGGCUACCAUAAAAGUUGAUGGUGAAUAUGCGUUUGGAUAUGCCAAAGCUGAAGUAGGAGUUCAUAGAUUAGUGCGAAUUUCUCCAUUUGACAGUGGAAAACGGCGGCACACUUCCUUUGCUGCUGUUGCUGUAAUACCUAUUCUUGGGGAUGUCUCAACCCGAUACCAGAUUAAAGAUUCAGAUCUUCGGAUAGAACGUUUCCGUGCUGGUGGUCCUGGUGGCCAGCAUGCCAACACUACAGAAAGUGCUGUUAGAAUCGUGCACAUUCCAACUGGUAUAACUGCAACAAGUCAAAACGAAAGAUCACAACACAUGAACAAGGCAUCAGCAAUGGCAGUGCUCCAAUCUCGUUUGGACCAGCUGGAGAUUGCCCGCCAAGCACAGAUGAAUUCUGAGCACACACAAUCACUCAAUGAAAUCAGCUGGGGCAACCAAAUAAGAUCUUAUGUUCUCCAUCCAUACCGUAUGGUCAAAGAUCUCCGGACAAACUAUGAAGUAUCCGACCCAGAUUCGGUCCUGGAAGGAGACCUAGAUGAUUUCAUUUUGAACUUUUUGUCUUCAUCGUUGGAUGAAGCUGGUAAACUGUCAGUGUAGCAAGUGGAGGUGCUGCUUCUUUACUACACUGAUAAAUACAACGUGAGCUCAAAUGGUGAAAAAACUAAGGUGCUGAAUAGUAGCAGGUUGCAUGCAAAAACCGGAGCUUACGGAAGGCAAUAUAACGAAAUUUUGCAUCAUUGUCAGUCUAAAGUUUUUUUUUUCUGUACGGAUGUUGCCGUUUGUUAUAGAUAUGUAGUCAUUUCUAAUCAACCCAUCACUUCUCUGCUGUAAUGACACCAGACUACAUUGAUUUAGUCAUUCAAUAAUUUGUCACUUCAGUUCUGAAAGUUUUGUGUUGGAAAAUGAAAAAAAAAGUACCACUGCUAAUCUAGUCUCAA